Ricinus communis (castor bean) is the source of this 2150-nucleotide messenger RNA. RefSeq names its product leucine-rich repeat extensin-like protein 5. Lineage: Eukaryota; Viridiplantae; Streptophyta; Magnoliopsida; Malpighiales; Euphorbiaceae. Bases 303 to 1811 code for a protein of 502 amino acids. The record is from RefSeq and is a predicted model, not a curated record. The transcript has a single exon.
AGUGGCUAGAAAAGCUAGACUCCUGUAUACUUCGAUACCAAUCUUAUUUCAUGAGAGAGCUUUUCUAGCUGUCACUGCUUUCUGAAUCUGAUGCCUUUCCCUGUAUUUGUGUGUUUUCCUUGUGAUGUAUAAUUCUUUUCCUUUGUCUGUUCCAAUGUCAAGCUGGCUUAAAAGCUUUGUUGCUUGAAGAUUGCUAAUGCUAUAAAUUAACAACAAAACAUCAGCCAUCUGUAUCUUCAGGUUAUAGGUUUCUCAUUUAGUCAAAAUUUGCAUUAAAGAGAGCUCUGUACUAUCAAUACGUUAUGGCAAAUCAACCCAGUCAAUCUCGUCCUUGGUCCCGUUUGUAUUCAAUAGCCCGUCCAGCUCCUCCUGAAUCUAUCCCAACUCCACCAGCCGCCCCUGAGUCGGCUCCUGGCCAGCCUCGUGCAGUUCUUGCUCGACCUUCAUUGAGGCCAGUUCCUCAGCCUACACUUCCAACGAGACCUCAAGAACCCACACAGGCACCGCAACCACCUGUUGCCACAGUGCCACCACCCGUUGCUGCUCCGCCACCUGCUACACCUACUCAAAGAUCCCCUGCGAAACCAAGUGGUGGUGGUGGUGUAGCAUCAGUACCAUCAUCCCCAGUACUAAGGGCCUCUGUUCCUACUGCUUCAUUGCCUAAAUCUCCAGUCCAAACCGCCACGGCAGUUGGUCCUGUGACUACCUCUAGUUCGGUACAAUCAUCACCUAGGCCCAGAGUUUCAGCUCCUACAUCCUCACUUCCAUCUUCUCCUGUCCUAAAACCAACUCAGACAUUUUCUGUCCCAACUUCCCCAGCGACCAAGCCGAUGCCAACGACAGUUUCUCUCCCAACUUCCCCUGCGACCAAGCCAAUGCCAACGACAGUUUCUGUCCCAACUUCCCCUGCGACCAAGCCAAUGCCAACGACAGUUUCUGUCCCAACUUCACCUCUUCCUAAACCAGCACCAGCAACCUCGUCAGUGCCAACUUCUCCAGCCAACAGAGCCGUGUCUACCACCACCACCGCUACCUCCACAGCUCGUGUUCCUAGCCCUGUACAAUAUCCAAGAACCAUAAAUCCUGUUGUUCAAAGCCCACCUCGGUCACCUAAGCUUAAUCCUACAGCUCCACCACCUUCUCCUUUAAUCCUACCACCUGCCAAGAUAAAAUCUGAUGCAGAAACCGAGGCUAAAAUUCCAUUAGUGGCAGAGCAGAAAACAGUGGUGGUUCAAAAGACUAUCGAUAAACCUAAACCCUGGCUUACUAAUGGUGGUAACUCGGAGAGAGAUCUUGUAAAUGCUGUCAAGUCCAGCAUUGGACUUAAUGGGAAGCAAGAAACUACAAAAGAUCACGGAGAAACAAAAGAGAAGGUUCUCCACAAGAAGAUAUUUUCAGGUUCCGAAGAUGGAGGCAUGAGGGUUAUCACAGUUGCUGGUGAAAAUAAAGGUGCAUUUAUGGAAGUAAUUCGUUCUCCAAAUAAGAAACACGUGUUUGAAGGCAGUCCUCAUCAUCUCCACAAGAAAGACAAUGAUCCAAAAAGUGAUGGAAUCAAAUGGAUAAGCUAUAGCAGCAACGGUAGCAGCAGCGAAGGAGAAGGGAAACCGAAAAUGAAGGACAAAAACCACAAAGGUAAAGGAAUGAACUCACUUCCAAUGACUGCAUUUAUGAACAGUAAUGUUCAGGGUGUUAAUAACUCAAUCGUAUACAAUUCCUCCUGCACUCACCAUGAUCCUGGAGUGCAUCUUGCCCUCUCUAGAAAAUCAGCUGGUGGUGGAUUCCACGUUAAGGACCGUAGCAAUGGCCACUGAAAUUCAAUGAGACAGUACAAUCACGAAUAUAUGAUAUGAUAAUAAUUAUUAAGCAUAACGCAUUGAGUGAUUUAUGAGAUAAAAAGCAAAAAAAAAAAAAAAAAAAAAUGGAUUGGACUCUGAUAUAUUGUACAUUUGUUAUGUUCCACUUUCAGUGGUGUACAAUUGAAGGUUGUCCAUUCUCCUAUUUAAGGGGUUGAGUUUGAUACUUAAUUUUCAUAAAUUGGAAUCUGUAAUAAAUUAAGAGUUGCAUUUGCAAUUGCGACUUUAUUAUAUUUUACAAGUUGGGGACAAUCAUCCAACUUCAUUUCCUAAGGUAUAUAUGCCCUUCUUUUUCCU